AUGGUGAGCACAAGGCCUUUUGAUUAUUCCCUGUACUCAAAAACUUUGCAACUCUGCAUCGAUGCAAAAGCGGCAAAGCAAGGUCGUUUGAUCCACAACCAUCUCAUAAUAAAUGGGGUUCUUUCAAAUGUUUAUCUCAACACAAAGCUGAUUAUAUUUUAUUCAAAAAUUCGGGACAUGAUCACUGCUCGAGAAGUGUUCAAUAAAAUGCCUGAGAGGAGUGUGGUUUCUUGGACUGCUUUGAUAUCGGGGUAUUCUCAAAACUGUAACUUUGAGGAAGCUUUGAUUGUGUUUUCAGUGAUGCAUCGGGAAGGUGUUAGGGCGAAUCAGUUUACAUAUGGGAGCUCAUUGAGGGCGUGUACGAGUAUGAUGUGUUUAACUAGAGGGAAGCAAAUACAAGGGUGCAUUCAGAAAAGUUGGUUGUAUGGGAACCUAUUUGUGCAGAGUGCAUUGAUUGAUUUGCAUUCUAAGUGUGGGAAGAUGGAGGAUGCUUGCUAUGUUUUUGAGUCGAUGCUGGAUAGGGAUUUAGUUUCUUGGAAUGCGAUGAUUGGUGGCUAUGCUGUUCAGGGGUUUGACAACAAUGCCUUUCAAAUGUUUCGUUCAAUGCUGGGAGAAGGCAUGGUCCCUGAUUGCUUCACUUUGGGAAGUCUUCUGAAAGCCUCUGCUGGAGUUAGUGGUCUUGUGAAGGUGAGGCAGAUGCAUGGAUUCAUUAUCAGAUUGGGUUUUGGAUCACAUAAUAUUUUGCUUUGUUCGCUGAUUGAUGCUUACAUAAAAUGUGGAAACAUGAGAAGUGCAAAUCAUAUUUACAAGAGUAUGCUUCAAAAAGAUACAAUAUCAUGCACUGCAUUGAUCACAGGAUAUGCACAAGAAGGUAACUAUAGCAGCGAGGCCCUAAAUCUCUUCAAUGAAGUGCAUCAAAUGGCCAUGGGAAUCGAUGAUGUUAUAUUAUGUUCCAUGCUCAAUAUAUGUGCCAAUACCGCAUCACUUGGAUUGGGAAGACAAAUGCAUGCUUUGGCGCUGAAAUAUCAACCCCGCCAUGAUCUGGCCAUGGGAAAUGCUCUCAUUGAUAUGUACUCAAAAUGUGGAGAAAUUGAAGAUGCUAAACGUGUUUUCGAUAAGAUGGGAGAGAAAAAUGUUAUUUCAUGGACAUCGUUAAUUUCUGGAUAUGGGAAGCAUGGCCAUGGACAUAAGGCAAUUACAAUGUAUAAGAACAUGGAAUAUGAAGGGCUGAAGCCAAAUGAUGUAACAUUCUUGUCUCUUCUCUUCGCGUGUAGCCAUAACGGUUUGACUAGUGAAGGAUGGGAAUGCUUUAAUGGUAUGGUUAACAAAUAUGGUAUUGUGCCAAGAGCUGAGCAUUAUUCGUGUAUGGUGGACCUCUUUGUGCGAGGAGGUCUGUUAGAAGAAGCCUAUAAUCUUAUAUGUAAGGCAAAUAUGAAGCCUAAUGGCUCACUUUGGGGUUCCAUUCUUGGGGCAUGUAGUAACUAUGGUAAUAUGUCUAUUGGAGAAAUUGCAGCCAGGCACCUAUUUAAUAUAGAACCUGAGAAGUCAGUAAACUAUGUGGUUCUAGCAAGCAUGUAUGCUGCAGCUGGAUUGUGGGACAGUGCAUUAAAGACACGGAAAUUAAUGGAAGAUCGAAGGUUAAGAAAGGAUCUGGGAUACAGUUUUUUUCAACCCACAAAUAAAAGGGUCAAACUUCUGGAGAUAAGUUGA
Molecule: messenger RNA, 1710 nt
Organism: Ilex paraguariensis (yerba mate)
Lineage: Eukaryota; Viridiplantae; Streptophyta; Magnoliopsida; Aquifoliales; Aquifoliaceae
Source: the annotation of a GenBank genome assembly